GGUUUUCUGUAGCAGAAUUUCCCCAAUUCUUCCAGCUCAUAGUCGAUUUCCAGGGAAAAGUAACAUCAUAAUGGCCAUGUCACCUACCAAAACAAGUGGAAAAGCAGUGAAAAAGGCAGGAAAGACCCAAAAGAGUGGUCUCAACAAGUCUGGUGAAAAGAAAAAACGUCCUAAGAAGAGGAAGGAGAGUUACGCCAUUUACAUCUACAAAGUCUUGAAGCAGGUACAUCCCGACACUGGAAUUUCGUCCAAGGCCAUGACUAUUAUGAACAGCUUCGUGAACGACAUUUUCGAGCGGAUUGCCGGAGAGUCUUCGCGGCUAGCCCAUUACAACAAGCGUUCGACCAUUACAAGUCGUGAAAUUCAAACAGCUGUACGUCUCCUCCUACCUGGCGAGUUGGCCAAGCACGCUGUUUCGGAAGGCACCAAGGCUGUCACCAAGUACACCAGUUCAAAGUGAAAAUGACUUCCGAGUGGGUCGACCACAAUUCAAUUUUUUUUAUUAGACUAUUUUUUUAUAUCUUCUAUAAUUAUCUACAUCGAUCAUAGCUGUAUUCAUUUGUCGUAGUGUUGGAAAGCUUUUGAGGUUGGGAAAUCACUAUUCAUCUUUGCUGAUUCAACCAAUGUGUGACUUGUGAUUUAUUAUUACUAUGUGAUCAUUCGCGCUACGUACAUAAAUUUUGAGUUGGCCUUAAUACAUCCCUUAAUUUCACAAUUU
This is a messenger RNA of Daphnia pulicaria, 718 nucleotides long. RefSeq names its product histone H2B-like. Gene Ontology annotation, molecular function: protein heterodimerization activity; DNA binding; structural constituent of chromatin. The transcript is spliced from 3 exons. The coding region runs from base 71 to 460 and encodes 129 amino acids. The record is from RefSeq and is a predicted model, not a curated record. Gene Ontology annotation, cellular component: nucleosome. NCBI's taxonomy places the organism in Eukaryota, Metazoa, Arthropoda, Branchiopoda, Diplostraca, Daphniidae.